CGAAAAGCGCGUGACAGAUAUAAGCGUUGAGAGCAAGGAUAUUUUGUGUAUUAUAAUCCGCACGUGAAAAUUUGAGUCAAUUUUAAUACUUAGUACCGUACACAUUAUAUUGUGUUUAAGUCACUUAAAAAUGUGCGCCGAUCAAAACAAAGUGUCGGUGAUGAUUUCGCUGUACCAGGAUACCGUGUAUGAGUUAGAGACGGCUAUUGAAAACGCCGCCAAAUCGAACUACCAUUCAAUCACGAUUCCAAUAGUUCACCGUCGGUUCGAAAGAGAAUUUAUCGAUGAACCCUUGAAGUCCAGUCAUAAUCGCUUUGCGCGAUCAGAUCUAUUGUUGACUUCAUCACAAUGGCUCAAUCGAGUGAUAUGUAGGCUGAGCAGUAAUGUGGAUUGUGACUCGAAGGAUGAAAACGUGCGAAAGCAUGGUGAAGCUACUAUGAGGCAGGAAAUUUCUUAUGCUGAGCAUUUGGUCCAAAAUGGAUAUAUUUUAUUGCAACUGAAAAAUGGGAACUGUGCCAAUCUGGCGCGACUUGUAACUGUCGGAUUGAAGGGUGUUUUGUUGAUUGGACUACCGAUGGCCAACCCAAGAUUGACGCAUAAAACUUGGCGAAAUGAUUUAGACGAUGAAAAUGUAGCUGACGAUCCGUGGAAUUGGUGGAACAAUUUUCGUUCGUAUGCCGACCACGAUACUCAUGUGAAGGUAGCUUUGGAAUUCACUGCGGACAUUCCGAAGAAACAAGACAUUUAUCGUUGGUUGGGUGAACCAGUAGAUGCCAUCGUGUUGUCCUCGAAUAUAUUUUUGACAAAUUCCAAUAACUACCCAGUGCUGUCAAAGGCACACCAGGAGCUGCUGGUUUUAUUUCAUCGAACUCUAGGUUGCCAUUUUAUAUUGAAGGCAAAUGCAGAGGACAAACGGCUUGUUCAUUAUGCGGACUACAUUAAGUACAUUAUACGCACAAACUACGUUAAAGAUCCAAUGCAAGGUUAUGACGAUUUGUUAGAGAUACCGUUGCAGCCGCUGUACGACAAUCUGGAUAGUUUUACGUAUGAAGUGUUUGAAAAGGAUCCGGUAAAAUAUAUUCUGUAUCAGAAUGCUAUUGAAGAUGCUCUUCGUGAUCGAGUACCGACAGCGGAAUUAGAAACACGGGUUUCCAUUAUAAUGGUCGUCGGAGGAGGUCGAGGUCCUCUUGUUCGUGCUACGCUCAAUGCGUCGGUCAAAAGCAAACGUAAGGUUAAGAUCUACGUAAUCGAGAAAAACCCUAAUGCGAUCGUUACACUCAGCGCGUUGAUUGAAGAACUGUGGAAGGAUAAAGAUGUUGAGCUUAUCUCAACCGAUAUGCGUGAGUUUGAACCACCAGAGAAGGCCGACAUUAUUGUUUCGGAACUUUUGGGGUCCUUUGGUGAUAACGAACUAUCGCCGGAAUGCCUGGACGGGGCACAGAAACAUCUAAAAUCGGAUGGAAUCAGCAUUCCUUGUAAAUCUACAUCCUAUCUCAAUCCAGUGAUGACAUCGAAAAUCUAUAAUCAGAUUCGAUCGCUAGAAAAAUGUGCUCACACCAAGGAUCGUAUCGUGACCUCCCGUUUCAUGGAAGGCUCGUACGUUGCGUAUUUGAAGAAUGCGUAUCACAUCGACAACCCUCAAUCGUUGUUUGAGUUUGUCCAUCCGAACCGAGACCGCGUAAUCGAUAACUCUCGAUUCAAAACGCUUCACUUCAAGGCAUCACUCGAUUGUGUGAUGCAUGGCUUUGCCGGUUAUUUCGAUACCGUUCUCUACAAGGACCACACGAUCAGUAUUCAUCCGUUUACGCACACCCGAGGGUUGGCUUCGUGGUUUUCUAUGUUUUUCCCACUAUUCGAGCCUAUACAAAUUCGGAAAGGUGACGAGAUUGUGAUCAAUUUCUGGAGGUGCGUUGCAUCGCACAAGGUCUGGUACGAGUGGAACGUAACUGCGCCAAAGCAAACUCACAUUCACAACGUACAGGGACGAGGGCAACCGAUUUGGAAGUAAAUAAAUGUUGUGUUCAGACUCAUUAUCAUGUUCUAAUGUAUAAGUAAUAGAAAUCAUGCUGACGUAUCACAUCCGUUGUGUGACAGAUAAUCAAAAUGUUCAAUUCGUUAUUGUUGAAGUUUGAAAUAAUUAUUUACGAAUCCAAAACUCCCACGAAUG
Malaya genurostris is the source of this 2167-nucleotide messenger RNA. RefSeq names its product protein arginine N-methyltransferase 5 (gene csul). Bases 131 to 2008 code for a protein of 625 amino acids. NCBI's taxonomy places the organism in Eukaryota, Metazoa, Arthropoda, Insecta, Diptera, Culicidae. The record is from RefSeq and is a predicted model, not a curated record. The transcript is spliced from 2 exons. Gene Ontology annotation, cellular component: cytosol; nucleus. Gene Ontology annotation, biological process: peptidyl-arginine N-methylation; regulation of DNA-templated transcription.